UAUUGACGAUCAUUUCACCACACACACACACACACAUUAGUGAAAUGUAAAUAUCUCCUAAUACACCAAAGGAAUCAAACUUGUAACAUUUUAAUGACCAUUGAUUAAAAGUCGUUUUAUAUCUCGAGGGUGGCACACGAGCAUUUCUUGUCAACAAUAAUAACAACAACAAAAUUACAAUGAAAAAUACUAUGCCUAUUGAUGGAAAAAAAAUAUACAGCAAGAAACAAUGUUUUAUGCUGGUUUAAACAAGCAUCAACUAUAUAAUAGGCUUUUCAGUAUUUUUCCCAACUUGUUAAAGAUAAAUUACCAACUUCUAUUCUUCCAAUGAAGUUACGGGAUAACAAAAAAUAAAAAAAAAAAAAAAAAAAACGAUAUCGUCAUGGGUCUAAAACUGUUAAUACUUUUACUGUUACUAGUGAUGCGUUCCAGUCUGUCGGAGAAAGCUGACAAUCAUGAUAAACUAGCCAAUGGGAUAAAGAAGAAUCAUCGAUUUGUGCAAAAUAAUUUUUCAGAGAAUUUUCAAGAUUUAGAGCCAAAAGCAAUUCAAGAAGAUGACAGACAUGGAUAUUUAAAUAUUUCCACAAUAAUGACACCUCUCAAUCAUCAAUACCGACAAUCACUUUGGAUGAAACGCAAGGCGUCAAUCUUGAAUAAGGCGGAAAAAUCCGACCGGAAGAGUAAGAAAUUGCGCACCGUUAGUGCCAAUGAACUUGAGGCAAAAGAAGAAGAUGAUGAUGAUGAAGAAGAAGAAGAAGAAGAAAAAAAAGAAGAAUACCAAGAAGAAAUUACUGUCAUGAAUGAACGAAAGAAAAAUACAUUGUCUUUUGUUUCAACAAAUUCAGAUCAAAAAAAUCAUUGGAAGGUCAAAUCACUUCACUUUAAAACAAGAGCAAAGAGGCAAGCACAAGAAUUAUGGAUACAAAGAGAAUUUCAUGGUUACGAUGACAUUCUCAAUUUGCAUGCAUUCAUUAUUCGCGAUGAAGAGAUACCACAGUGUGGAAAUUCUGCCAAUAAAAUCACAAAUACACGUUACUUCAUGUGCAGCGGAGUUAUUUUAACGAAAAAAUUUAUAUUAACAACAGCAUCCUGUAUUCAAUAUGCGGAUAUUUUUGAACAUCACAUUGAAGCGAAUCUAUCAGUUUUAAUUGGAGCCGUGUCCAACCAGGCUUAUGUUAUUAAAGUAAAAAAAUAUGAGAUGCAUCCGGAAUAUAAAAAUAUUGCCGAAUCAAUGGAUUAUGCUCUUCGUAAUCUUGCCAUUAUUACAAUUGCAUGCGAUAUACCAACGGAAGUUCUCAGCAUUCCAACAUUUCCGGCUAGAUAUGAAGAUGUCUCUCAUAUGUGUUGUUCAGAUACUUGUAAAAUACUGACAAUCAUACAAACACCAACUAAUAGACACAAGAUCCAGCUUAUGGAUGCCAAGUACAUUCCACGAGCAGUGCAUGACGAUAUUGUGGAAAUAAAUAAUUCGGAGAGAAGAAAAAAGGGAAUUUCAAUUGUGAAAAAAGUUAAAAGAGAAAAUAAAAUUGCACCACCUCCAAUUUUUCUUAAUAAUGAAUCAUCAAAAAAUACCGAAAUUGUCGAUAAAAAAAAUAGUGAUAAUAAAACAAUUAGACAACUAACAAAUUUAACAGAAAAUGGACUAAUGGAAAAAAUUACAGAAGAAUUAAUGCGAGGAUUAUUUAGAGAAAAAUUUAGUCAUAAUUCAAAUAAACUCACAAUGAAUAAUACUGAAGAGAUAAUGAGAGGAUUUUUUAGAGGAAAUUUUGAUAUUGAUACAAAUAAUAAUAAUAAUAAAAAUAAUGGUCUAUCUGAAGAGCAAACGAAAGCAAUUUCGAAAUUUAUUAAAGUAAUUACUGAAAAAGCCAUGUCACGAGUAUUGUCAGUUAUAGACGAGGCAAAAAAGAAUAAAACUUUUCCAAAUUCAAAGGAAGAAGGAGAAAUUGGUGAAAAUUUUGUGGACAAUAUUGCGCAGAUAGUUAAGGAUAAUGUUUUACGAGAAAUUGAUGGCUCACUAAGUCCAAGAAAUUUAUUUAAUAAUACACUCUCAGAGCCAAGUUCAAAAUAUAUUCAUUGUCCACCACUUGGAACACCAAUAAUUAUAAACAAAACUUUGAUUGGAUUAGUUGCCUAUACAUGUGAUGAUCUUCAAAGUUGGGUACCAUGGCAAUAUGUAAAUAUUGAAAAAAAUUUAAAUUGGAUUAAAAACACAAUAAAAGGGCAUAAAAAUGAUUUUACAAAAUUGCAAUCAACAUUCGAUGACGAUAAUGAUAAUGUUCAAAUUUUACAAGAAUCAGAAAAAAAUGAUGAUGAGAAAAUUAAUAAAUAUUCCGAUGAAGAGGAAAAUGGAUCGACAUAUAUGUCAGACAAUGUUGAUGAAAGAUUUAAAAAAGAUCAACAGGCAAAUUUAAAAUUAACAGAUAAAAAACGACGACAUUAUCAAAAUAUUAUUAAACCAAUUUUAACUAAUUUUUAAAAAAAUAAGAAUUCUACUUCAUUUUUAUUUAAUAAUAAUAAUAGUAAUAAUAAUGAUAAAAAGUCAGAUAGAAAAAAAUUAUUAAACAAAAGAAAUUACAAUGAGAGUCCUCGAGUUUUGGUAAAUAAGUGUUCUUCACCAAAAGAUGGUGAGUUAAAUUGUCAAUCAAAUGUUAUUUUGGAUAGAAAUUAAGUGAAAGAAAAUUAAACAUAAUAGAUUUUAAUUGUUACAAUACAGACCGUAAUGGUAACCAUAUAGAUUAGAAAUUUUACAAUACAGAUUGUAAUGAUCACAAUACAAAUUGAAAGUUGUACAAUUCAGACUGUGAUGGUUACAAUACAGAUUGAAACUUUUACAAUACACUCCAUAAUGGUUACCAUAUAGAUUGAAAAUUUUACGAUACAGAUUGUAAUGAUCACAAUACUGAUUGUAAUGUUUAUAAUGCAGAUAAAAAAUUUUAAAUACAAAUUGUAAUUUUAUAAUGCAGAUUGUAAACAUACAGUUACAAUAUAGAUUAUAUGUAUGUCAAAACACAACACUGAAAAAAUUAUAUUCUAUAGAUUAAAGGAUUUUUUUCUUAAAUAGGCGCCAAAAAAUAUUCCCCCACUUAAAUUAAGUGGGAAAUAUUCUUACAAUAAGUAAUAUAUUCUUGGUGCCAAUUUAAGAAGAAAUUCUUAAAUCAAGAAUAUAAUUUUUUCAGUGAAGGCAAACUUUACAAUAAAAAUUAUAUUAAAAGUUACUAUGCCUUUUGCGCAAAUAUUACAAUAUAUAUUGUAAAUCAUACAA
Leptopilina boulardi is the source of this 3262-nucleotide messenger RNA. RefSeq lists its product as uncharacterized. Lineage: Eukaryota; Metazoa; Arthropoda; Insecta; Hymenoptera; Figitidae. The record is from RefSeq and is a predicted model, not a curated record. Gene Ontology annotation, molecular function: serine-type endopeptidase activity. The coding region runs from base 383 to 2476 and encodes 697 amino acids. Gene Ontology annotation, biological process: proteolysis. The transcript has 11 exons.